Messenger RNA from Pocillopora meandrina, 333 nucleotides. The record is from the annotation of a GenBank genome assembly. Lineage: Eukaryota; Metazoa; Cnidaria; Anthozoa; Scleractinia; Pocilloporidae.
AUGAUUGAGUUGAUUCCCGCUCACCGCUCCUGCCCGGUUUUUCUUUUACCGGGUCCCUCGGGUGUAGUGCCGCUUAGUAAGCGCAGUUUUGUUUCACAGUUUCGUACGUGUCUCUCUCACAUCGGUAUUCCACAUGCCGACCGUUACCGCGGUCACUCCUUUCGACGUGGAGCGGCCUCUUGGGCUUUUAGUUGCGGCGUACCCGGCGAGUUAAUACAAUUGUAUGGCGAUUGGUCCAGUGACUCUUAUAAGCUAUAUUUAGAGUUUAGCCUUAAAUCCAAGCUCGCUCUCGCGACUCAAUUACGUUCUGCCAUUGUUUCUUUGCCGCUGUAA